AGACGAACAUGACGCUUCAACUGCUUGUCAUCGUCUUUAUCUUUAUUAAUGUCUUAACUGAAAGUAACACUUAUAAGCACUUGGGCUGUUGGACAGAAGAUUUAACCUCUCCGGAUUUGUCUGGAAAAACUUCUUCAUUUACCAAAUUGUCAGAAUGUUUAAGUUGGUGCUUCGGUGAAUCUUUCUCUUAUGGCGCCAUGUAUAAUGGCGAAAAGUGCCUUUGCGGAUAUACAUAUGGUAAAUUUGGUACUAGUUCAUCCUGCACGGAGAGCAGCUCAUGCGGCGGAAAGUGCGGAGGUGCGAGCUCAAGCGAUGUUUAUUACUCCCUUCCGGAAGUUACCAGUAGACCCUUCAGAUUUGUUCUGAAUAAAGUUAAUUUUGCUGAUGCUCGAAAGUAUUGUAUUAGAAACCAUCGAGGAGAUUUAUCUUCGGCGUCAACAGAGAGUCGAUGGAGUUCGUUAAAGGCUAUUGUAGAUAGUGUUAAGUCAUCUGGUAAGACAAGUGGUAAAUUAUGGGUUGGGGUUUGGAAGCCGUUAUCAACUUUUCAAUGGGUGGACGCGUAUAAAACAGCUACUGUUGACUCUAAAAAAUGGGCAAACUCUCAACCUUUGGCAAUUAAUAAAUGUGCUAUCAUUAGAAUAGCUGAUUAUCUUCUUGAAUCCGUUUCCUGUACAGACGGAACAAUAGACGGUUUUAUUUGUGAAGAGACGCCUUCGACUGCCACCACUAAGAAUCCUGCCUCGACAACAUCUGAAAAUUCACAAUCGAAAGAUUCAACAUGGUUUACGACAAGGAACGUCACUUUUUUCAUAGUUAUGCCACUUUUUGGAUUGUGUUACGGAGGAUCUUGUUGCGUUUAUGGUAUACAUAGAAUUUGCAGAGCGCUAAAACGAAAACAAAAAGAUAAAAGCAAAGAACUUUUAUCAAAUGAACAGUCUUUAUCAAACGACUCUGUUGUAAGAUUUAGCGCUUUUAAUCGCGAUAGACGUCCACCUUCCGGUGGAUCCGGAGAUAACAGGCAAGAUUUAAACGAGUUAAAGCCAAUUGAGAUUAUAUAUAAUCCCCCCAAUCGGCCUUCAUCUCAAGCCAAGAGUUCGUCUAUUCAAGUAACAGCUUUAAUGGAAAUUCCUCCAAAGAAUCUCACUAAGGUAGAUAACAAUAAUGAUGAUUUAGAUAUCGAUCAGAAGCCUCAAGAAUUGGACAAAAGCGAACUAAGUAACGAAGAAGGGGAAAUGGAAAGGAAACAGCCAGAAGGUAAACAAGAUAGUCCGCAAUUUGAAAAAUCAAUUUCAAGAAACUCUGUACUUGUUGAGCCAUUGAGCGACAAAAAUCAGACAAAGAAUGAGAAGGACGACGAAGAGGCACCAGCUGAAGAAGAAAAGAAAGACGAUGUCAAGAGAUCAGCCCUGUUACGGCGAGCCUUACGAGAUGCCAGAAAACGGAGGAGAGAUGGAGCUACUUCCUCUAUGGAUUCGAGGAGAAUAGACACGCCGCAAGCUCGGCCUAAAACAACUAUGGGUAGACGACGUUCUCCCUUACCACCCCUUUGUAAUAAUAAAACAGCGCCUGCCGACGACGGUGACGACGAAGACGAUUUCGUGAAUAAACGCCCACCACCUCGUACAUUCCUAGCCACCGCCAAAAGUGGUUUUAGAACUCCAGUAGAUCCCCGGCUAGUGCAAAAUCAGAGCAGACAAGAAAUAGACGACGUAGAGGAUACUGGAGAGGCGCAAAUUUUAUACGUUGAACCUAGGGAAGAUCCUCCGAAUAGAAUCUCAAUAGAUGACAUACUAAAGUCGAAGAAUGCGAAGAAUAAUAAUAAUAAAAAGAAACGCAUACUGGCAGCUUGA
This is a messenger RNA of Dimorphilus gyrociliatus, 1850 nucleotides long. NCBI's taxonomy places the organism in Eukaryota, Metazoa, Annelida, Polychaeta, Dinophilidae. The record is from the annotation of a GenBank genome assembly.